Molecule: messenger RNA, 177 nt
Organism: Arabis nemorensis
Lineage: Eukaryota; Viridiplantae; Streptophyta; Magnoliopsida; Brassicales; Brassicaceae
Source: the annotation of a GenBank genome assembly
AUGGAAUUAGCGGAUCGAGCAGUCGGGCUUCUAUUAUCUUCAAUCAGCUUAUCCAUAUUCACCUACUAUACUUUCUGGGUCAUCAUCCUUCCAUUUGUAGAUAGUGAUCACUUCAUCCACAAGUACUUCUUGCCCCAAGACUACGCCAUUCUCGUACCUGUUUUUGCCGGUAGAUAA